AUGGAUCGCCAGAGAAAGCACGUCUUCCCCGUCAGCAAAUCCCUCGACUCCGCCCUGAAGAAGAACACCGCCUUCAUCAAGCGUCUCCGCACCGGCGUCAACGCCGCUGCCCAACAAACCUUCCUGGCCGACAUUCGCACCCUAUCGCUCCACAAGUAUCUCUCGGAAAUUAUCUCCGCCUGCUACGAAGGUCUCUGCAAACUCAAGUCGCCCGGAGAGAUCGCCACCGGCGUCGAGAUCACCAGCGCACUGCACCAGCGGUUCGGACCUGCGGAAUUCACCAGGCAGAUCGGAUGGCUAUUGGGACGCGGCUUGAGUACGCCGGAUAAGGGACAGUUGAAGGCCCUCACGCAGGAGGUGCGCGAGCGCGAGGAGAAGGAACGCUUAUCUCGUCACCGAGUGUUGCUGAGGGUGGUUACGGAGCUUUGGCUAGUGGGCGUUCUCAAGACUCUCGACGAUAUUGAAAAGCCGGACGAUGUGGGCGCGAAGGGCAAGGAUGGUGUCGUUGGCCUGGGUGGCAAGGCAACCGAUGGCCUGCCUAAGAGUAGAGUUCCCCCGUCGGCUGGAAAAGAUGGCGAUAGGGAGCCGGAACCGUUUCCUUUGGAAGUGCUGAAGGAUCUCCUUGGGCAUGAUCGCGAUCACUCGAAUUUGCCACUCGCCGUUUUGUUCGUUAAGAGCUUUAGUUGGGAUGUGCUCGGUGUGAAGACGGUUGAGGAGGGCAGGAAGACUGUUGAAGCGGAUGGUGCUACGACGAGUGCCCCCGCAGAGACGACGAAUGGUGGCGGCGAGGGCGUGGAACAGGCGGAAAACGACCCCCCGCUUGCUCCGGAGAAGGUUCAGCUUCGGUUCAAGCAUAUCCUGAAUAGGUAUCUUGAGGACGUCAAGGCUCAUGUUGUCCGCGAUCAGAGAGCCUUGACCGCCCAAAGUCGCCGCAAUGCCGAGGCUUAUGUGAAGAGUGGUGAGAUCUUCGAAGAUCGCCAGGCCAAUUUUGAAAGACAGACGAAAUCGCUGGAGAGACUGGUUGCGAAUACUCAGGUCUUGUGUGAGGCUCUGGGUGCCGAAAUGCCUGCCUUGGCUGAGAAGGAGACCGCUGAUUCCGGGGCGGGUGGAGGAAUCGGCUUGGUGAAAGCGAGCGAAUACCUACGUGGUCAAGGCGAGGGUGCUGGCAUCUGGGAAGACGAGGAGGAAAGACGCUUCUACGAGAACCUGGUCGACCUCAAAGGCAAGGUGCCGGCUGUACUGUUGGAGGAUGCCAAGAAGAAAAAGACCGAGACCGAUGAAGCAGGGAAGAAGAAGGCAGACGGCGAAGCCGGCUCCGAUGCAGAGAAGCCCGAACCUACCGGCCAAGCUCAACAAUCCGAGGAAAAGACUGCCGCGGACGCCGAUGACCAGUCUACAGCCAUCGCAAGCAAGACUGUCGGAGCCCAGGUCGACGCACUUCUCGCCAAACUGCCGGACUUGCAGACCAAAGAUCAUGUCGACCAGCUAGCACUCGACUUCUGCUUCCUUAACUCAAAGGCGUCGCGGAACAGGCUCAUCAAGGCGGUCUCAGACGUCCCCAAAGGUCGCAUUGACCUUUUACCCUUGUACUCGCGUCUGGUUGCAACCCUUGGGCAGUACAUGCCCGAUAUCCCGCAAGGUAUCACCACGUAUUUGGAUGAAGAGUUCCGAAGCCUUCAGCGCCGGAAGUCGAAGGAGUUCCUGGGCCAGGUCCGGAUGAGCAAUGUUCGCUAUCUCGCGGAAUUGACCAAGUUUGGCGUGGUUCCGGAACAUAUCAUCUUCCAUUGCUUCAAGGUCUCGCUGGACGAGUUCUCCCGCAUGAACAUUGAAAUCAUCGGUCAUCUCCUGGAAAACUGCGGACGGUAUCUGCUUCGAAACCCAGAUACCUCCCCAAGAAUGGCCUCCUUCUUGGAGACUCUCAGCAGGAAAAAAGCUGUCCAGCACCUGGGUCAGCAGGAACGGAUGAUCAUCGAGAAUGCGGUUUACUACGUCGACCCGCCACCGCGACCUGCCAUCCAGCAGAAGGAGCGCACACCCAUGGAAUCUUACAUUCGCAGACUGGUCUACUUGGAUAUGAACAAGCGCAACUACACCAAAGUCCUCAAAUCGAUCCGAAAACUGCACUGGGAAGAACAGGAUGUGGUCGACAUCUUGGAGCGUGUCUUCAGCAAACCUGUGAAGGUCAAAUACGGCAACAUCCACCUUCUCGCUAUUCUUGUCAGCGCUCUGUACAGAUACCAUCAGGACUUCGUCAUCGGUGUUGUGGACAACAUCCUCGAGCAGAUCACUCUAGGUCUAGAGCAAAACGACUUCAAGUUCAACCAGAAGCGUGUCGCUGAAGUCAAGUACCUUGGAGAGCUCUACAACUACAAGAUGAUCGAUUCGCCUGUGAUCUUCGACACCCUGUAUCGCAUUGUUACUUACGGUCAUGAGGGCGGUACGCCGAUGCCCGGAAAGAUUAACCCGCUUGAUAUGUACGAUGAUUUCUUUCGCGUCCGCCUGGUCUGCACGCUUCUUGACACCUGCGGUCACUGUUUCGAUCGGGGUUCUGCGAAGAAGAAGCUCGAUUUCUUCCUGACUUUCUUCCAGUACUACAUGAACACCAAGGACCCAUUGCCGAUGGACGUCGAUUUCCUUGUCCAGGACACCUUCUCGAUGACUCGUCCCCAGUGGAAAUUGGCAACUGAUCUGGAAGAGGCCACGCAGAUCUUCAGCGAAGCUGUUGCGCAGAACUUCAAAACGCAAAACGCCGAGAGACCCACAGACCCGGAGGAGGAUGACUCUGAAAGCAGCUCUUCGGAUGAGGGCUUGGAGGAAGAUGCUAUCCCCGAAGCGGAAGACGACCAGGAAUCGAGCGAUGAGGCCGAGGCUGAAGGAUCCGGACCCAAUGGCGAGAAGAACGACGACAGUGAGUCCGAAGAUGAAGAGAUCUUUGUGACUCGUCAAGAAGAGGAGCGUGACCCCGAGGCGGAAGCCGACUUUGAUCGCGAGUUCGAGAAGAUGAUGGCAGAGAGCAUGGAGUCGCGGAAAUUCGAGCGCAAGGGUGUCUUCGACAUUCCCCUGCCGAUGAAGCGGUCAGGUCGCGAGGCUACGGCCGAGAUCCCCAUGCCCCAGGAGGUGCCUAAGCCGAUUGUGAACACGAUGGCCUUCUCUCUGAUGACCAAGAAAGGAAACAAGCAACAGACUCGCACGAUCGACCUGCCCUCUGAUUCCAGCUUCGCAGUCGCCAUGAGAAGCCAGCAACAAGCCGACCGCGAGGAACAGCAGCGGAUCAAGAACCUGGUUCUCAACUACGAAAAGACCACCGAGACCGAAACAACCGCCGAGGCCGCGGAGAAGCGUUCCCCGCACCGUGACACCAGAAUGGACAAGUCUAGCGCCAACCGCCUGGCCUUCCGCUCCAGAAAGCUCCAGCUGAGCGACGUGAACUGGUAG
Messenger RNA from Aspergillus heteromorphus CBS 117.55, 3435 nucleotides. RefSeq names its product ARM repeat-containing protein. The transcript has 8 exons. Gene Ontology annotation, biological process: nuclear-transcribed mRNA catabolic process, nonsense-mediated decay. The record is from RefSeq and is a predicted model, not a curated record. NCBI's taxonomy places the organism in Eukaryota, Fungi, Ascomycota, Eurotiomycetes, Eurotiales, Aspergillaceae. The coding region runs from base 1 to 3435 and encodes 1144 amino acids. Gene Ontology annotation, cellular component: cytoplasm; exon-exon junction complex. Gene Ontology annotation, molecular function: RNA binding; protein binding.